CCAGGAUCAGCUAGCAGCCGAUAUGUACAAUUUUGUUUCCAAAGAGGGGGAGUAUGGUCAGUUAUUUGUCUCGACAAGUGGACGGAGAAGCCAGCAUUUGGGACGGCUUUAGAAGAACACUUGAAGCGGAGCUCACGGGAGAUCGCACUUCCCAUAGAAGCCUGUGUGAUGAUGCUGCUUGAAACGGGGAUGAAGGAGGAGGGAUUGUUCAGGAUUGCGGCUGGAGCCUCCAAACUGAAGAAGCUGAAAGCAGCUCUGGACUGUUCCACCUCCCAGCUAGAGGAGUUUUAUUCAGACCCACACGCUGUAGCAGGUGCCUUAAAGUCUUAUCUGCGUGAGUUGCCAGAACCCCUGAUGACCUUCAGCUUGUAUGAUGAAUGGAUUGCUGCUGGGAAUGUACCGGACCAGAACACCAAACUUCAGAACUUGUGGGUUGUGUGCCAGAAAUUACCGAAACCUAACUAUGAAAACUUCAGGUAUCUGGUGAAGUUCUUGGCCAAGCUCAGUCACUACAGCGAUGUGAACAAGAUGACUCCAAGCAAUAUAGCCAUUGUGUUGGGUCCUAACUUGCUGUGGGCGAAGCAUGAAGGAACACUGGCAGAAAUAGCAGCCGCAACUUCAGUCCAUGUGGUGACAAUCAUUGAGCCUAUCAUACAACAUGCAGACUGGUUUUUCCCUGAAGAGGUGGACUUCAAUGUAUCUGGCGCCUUUGUCCCAGCCACUCCAGCUUCCCACAAUAACGUGUCCAGUGGAAAUGAUGUGUCAUACGAGUUUGGUCUGUUUGACAACAAGAAGAGGCCGUUUAGCAUGGCCAUUGCAGAAGACCUCCUAAAAAAGGACAGUGUUGGCCUCAAAGUUUUGGACUUCCAAUUUAAUACGAGGAGAGGAGGAACAUUAAACCGAAAACAUGCAUCCCCUGCUUUUCAUCCGCCGCUACCACCCAAUGAUGGUGGGACACAGGCAGAGCCAGCUGGGACCCCAGCAGAUGUUACCACUGCUAACAGUUAUCCUGCACAGCCUGCAGUCCCUGUAGAGCCUGUGGCAGCUUAUGGACAAGAAGAGGCCAGCACAAACAAGACCAAAGAAACUCCUACCGCAACCACACCCCCAUCUCUGCGGAAUGGAUCUCUUGCAUCUUCUGGAGGCAACACAAACCAGUUAGUGGUUGUUCCUGCGCAAGGUGCUGCUGCCAACCCAAGUCCUCACUCCAUCAGACGAGUUACUAAGAAACCUGCCCCAGCUCCUCCAAAGCCAGUAAUUCCCCCUCCUGUACAACCUGGAAAUCAGAAUGUGCCUGUUGCAGCUAAUACCCCUCCUUCCAUCUCUCCCAAACCCUCUAGCCAUGGCCAUAGUGCCUCUCCGCCAAACAGUACCAGUAAUCAAAGCGGAACAGCAGCUCCCACUUCACAUUCACAAGGCACCUUACCACGUAGGCAUUCGGGUAGCCAGCCAUUCAUACAGGCACCGAAUCAUCCUCCCCCACAGCCACCCUCCCAACCAGCACCACAGCCACCCACCCAACCAGCACCACAGCCCAAGCCCACAAUUCAGUCCACCGCGUCAUCCACAGAGUCAGCCACAGAGCAAUCUUCCAGCCCCUCACACUCCCCAACACCACCAGAUACUCCUCCUCCCAUUGCAGAUCACCCAGCUGCCCAGGGCAUCCUGCCGGAAGCCACCCAGACCCACCCAUUACCUCAGCAAAACUCUGGCACCCUUCCUCGACCGCGCCCUGUCCCCAAACCACGUAUCCGACCAACUGUCCCCCCCUCCUCCCCAGCCCCCAGCAUCUCAUUUGCCUGGAGAGAUACAAUCACCAUCUACUUCCAAGAUCAUCACUGGUUGGGAAAGUUACCGGUAUUU
Staurois parvus is the source of this 1863-nucleotide messenger RNA. NCBI's taxonomy places the organism in Eukaryota, Metazoa, Chordata, Amphibia, Anura, Ranidae. The record is from the annotation of a GenBank genome assembly.